Phycomyces blakesleeanus NRRL 1555(-) is the source of this 786-nucleotide messenger RNA. RefSeq lists its product as hypothetical. Bases 1 to 786 code for a protein of 261 amino acids. The transcript is spliced from 4 exons. The record is from RefSeq and is a predicted model, not a curated record. Lineage: Eukaryota; Fungi; Mucoromycota; Mucoromycetes; Mucorales; Phycomycetaceae.
AUGGCUAAUAUUUCUACAGAUUCCAAUUCUGAACAACCUUGCAAGAAGACGUCCCCAUUUGCUGAUCUCAAGACAAGCGAUGAUACCAUUCUUUAUGCUACCUCGGACCGACAGAAAUGUCCAACCUGCUCAAGAAUGUUAAAGUACUUUUGUUACCGAUGCUUUACUGUCAUUGGAAUGGAUCGCUCUCAGGUACCAUCAAUCACUCUCCCGGUGCCAUUAGAUGUAAUUAAGCACGAACAAGAACUUGAUGGAAAAUCAACUGCUAUUCAUGCCAGAGUACUCGCAGAGAACGAUGUAGCGAUUUAUAACUGGCAAGAAAUACCAACGUAUGAAAAUCCUGAACGAGUUCUUAUGCUUUUUCCAGGACCAGAUGCAAAAACACUGGAUCAAAUUCCACGCGAAUCAUUUGAUCGUAUUAUAGUCAUUGACGGUACCUGGCGUCAAGCAAAACGCAUGGUACGCGAAACUCCUCAGCUAGGCCUCAUGCAAAAGGUUACUAUCGAACCUCGCCAGACAUACUUUUGGCGCUACCAGCAAUUGAGCGAAAAUUACCUGGCCACCAUUGAAGCCAUCUAUUAUCUCUACCGUGAAUUUGCAGAGACUUAUGAGACACCGGAUGGAUACGAUGGUCGCUAUGACAACCUGAUGUUCUAUUAUCGAUUCUUCUAUGAACUCAUCCAGGACUAUUACAAAGAAAAGACUCAAAAGAAAUUCACCCAUCGACACAAACGCGAUUAUAUUCAAUACGAAUCAAAUGAAAAGGAAGCAAGCGAACCAAAAUGA